CGACUUGUGCACGCGGCUUGCGGCGCUGCGUUACCGCGUGAAGUUAGUUGCGCGCGGCGAGCGAGGUCGUCGUCAUCCGUGGUCACAUUCCGGUGGCUGUCAGUGCGAGUGUCGGUUAAUGUCAGUUAGUCGUGUCAGUUGCCGUGAACGGCUGCUUGCGUGAUCUCUUGGCAGGCGAUGCUAUAGGUUGCGUACAUACAUCGUUUUCGAGGGAGCCGCUUUCUCGCGGUGUUGUUACCAUCCUGAAAGCAAUUGAUGCGGUCGUUAUCCUUUCACACUUUGCAGGCAACGAUCGUGUAGCAAGAGAGGCUGAAAGUGGCGAAAGAUGCUGGCGUCCAGCCAGACGCGGAUCCAACGUAGUCACACGUAUAGCCGCUUGACAGCUUGCUCUGAUGUUGACACACUGAGGAACGAGCACUGAACGAGCGUGGAUCUCCAGCUGCGCCGUGGUGACGAUGCAAAAUAACUCUAAAACCAGAGAGAUGUUCAUCGUCCGAGCCUUAGAAAAGAUACUGGCCGAUCGAGAUGUCAAGCGAUCGCACCUCUCGCAGCUCCGGAAGUCGUGCGAGUCUGCACUUGAGGACCUUCGUAACGAGAUCAAAGAUGUACCAGUCGUGCAAGGUGAAGAAGUCACCUCGAACGCUCUACCGCAACCCAAGAGCGACUCAAAUGUCAUCACCGCGGAGAAGUACUUCCUACCGUUCGAGCUGGCGUGCCAGAGCAAGUCCCCACGGAUUGUGGUAACGGCGCUGGACUGCCUGCAGAAGCUGAUCGCGUAUGGCCACCUGACCGGUAAUGUGCCAGAUUCGACAGAGCCGAACAAGUUGCUGAUCGUACGCAUUGUGGAGACAAUCUGUGGCUGUUUCACUGGGCCGCAGACGGAUGAAGGUGUGCAACUGCAGAUUAUCAAAGCUUUGUUGACUGUGAUGACGAGCCAGCAUGUGGAGGUGCAUGAGGGUACAGUACUCUUGACAAUUCGUACCGUUUACAACGUCUAUUUGGCGUCGCGCAACCUGGUGAAUCAGACUACGGCUCGCGCGACGCUCACGCAGAUGAUCAACGUAAUCUUCGCGCGGAUGGAGACGCAGGCCGAGGAGGAGAGCGUGAAACUCGAAGGAGAGCAUCAGCAGGAGACCGCUGUCGUACCGAACGGCGAGGCCGAUGCUGAAUUGACUGCGGAGAACGCCUCCGACGCGGUCGAUCCGCAAACAAUCGUCAAGGGCAUCCUCGACGACGUGGUGAACUCGGUGGUGCCUCUGGAGGAAGAGGUCAGCCUGGAGAAUGUCAGUCCGGAGGAUAACGGCGACGAGGCGGCAGCCGAAAACGACAACAUGGUCACCGCGAAAUUCACCCACGUGUUGCAGAAGGACGCGUUCCUGGUGUUCCGUGCUCUCUGCAAACUCUCGAUGAAGCCGCUGCCAGAUGGCACGCCCGAUCCGAGAUCGCACGAACUCCGAUCCAAGAUUCUCUCCCUACAACUGCUUCUGGGAAUCCUGCAGAAUGCCGGCCCGGUGUUGCGCUCAAACGAGAUGUUCGUCAUUGCCAUCAAGCAGUAUCUCUGCGUCGCGUUGUCGAAGAAUGGUGUGUCCUCGGUGCCGGAAGUGUUUGAGCUCUCGUUGGCACUGUUCCUGGCGUUACUCGCGCGUUUCAAGGUACACCUGAAGAUGCAGAUAGAGGUGUUCUUCAAGGAGAUCUUUAUGAACAUCCUCGAGACCUCCAGUAGCUCAUUCGAGCACAAGUGGAUGGUCAUACACGCGCUCACGAGGAUUUGCGCAGACGCUCAAAGUGUCGUCGACAUCUAUGUUAAUUAUGAUUGCGAUCUGUCCGCAGCGAAUCUCUUUGAGAGGCUCGUAAACGACCUCUCCAAAAUUGCUCAGGGUCGCCAGGCUCUGGAACUCGGCGCAUCACCGAAUCAGGAGAAAUCCAUGCGUAUCCGUGGCCUGGAAUGCCUUGUAUCUAUCCUGAAGUGCAUGGUAGAGUGGAGCAGAGACUUAUACGUCAAUCCCAGUGUGCCGGCGGAUCAGCAACCGCUGUCGGAUCCGCCAGAUCCGGCACCGGAGACCCCGUUACCGCGUUACGGCAGCGCUGGUAGUCUCUCUUCGGCCAACUCCAGCUUAACCGGCAACAAGGAGGUGCCGGAUUCGCCAGAGCAGUACGAAGUGCAGAAGCAACAGAAAGAGGUAUGGGAGACCGGCAUCGAGAUCUUCAGCCGGAAACCCGGCAAGGGUGUGCAGUACCUGCAAGAGCAGGGUCUGCUUGGCACGUCGCCGGAGGAUGUAGCCAGGUGGUUGCAUCUGGACGAGCGACUCGACAAGACGGCCAUCGGCGAUUUCCUAGGUGAUCACAAUCACAACCAGGUAAUGUACCAUUACAUCGACCAAAUGAAUUUCGCUGAGCGCGACCUAGUAACCGCGCUCAGGUACUUCCUCGAGGGUUUUCGACUGCCCGGCGAGGCACAGAAGAUCGAUCGAUUGAUGGAGAAGUUCGCCAGCCGUUACUGCGAGUGCAAUCCUAACAACGGCCUCUUCACCAGUGCGGAUACAGCCUAUGUUCUCGGUUUCUCGAUCAUAAUGCUAACUACCGACCUGCACUCGCCGCAGGUCAAGAAUAAAAUGACCAAGGAACAAUAUAUCAAAUUGAACCGACGCAUCAGCGAUAACGAAGACCUGCCCGAGGAAUAUCUCUCUAGAAUUUACGACGAAAUCGCCGGUAACGAGAUCAAGAUGAAAUCAAAUCCGAACAACAGUCGACUUGCCGGCAAGCAGCUGAUCUCCAGCGAGAAGAAACGGCGAUUAUUGUGGAACAUGGAAAUGGAGGUGAUCUCAACUGCGGCAAAGAAUCUGAUGGAAUCCGUCAGCCACGUUCAAGCGCCAUUUACCACGGCGAAACACCUGGAGCACGUGCGGCCGAUGUUCAAGAUGGCCUGGACGCCGUUCCUCGCGGCCUUCAGCGUCGGUCUUCAAGAUUGCGAUGAUCCAGAGAUUGCGUCGCUCUGCCUGGACGGCAUCAGGUGUGCCAUCCGCAUCGCGUGUAUCUUUCACAUGAGCCUGGAACGCGACGCUUACGUACAGGCAUUGGCGAGAUUCACCCUGUUGACAGCCAACUCUCCCAUUACCGAGAUGAAGGCGAAAAAUAUCGAUACUAUCAAGACCCUUAUCACCGUAGCUCACACCGAUGGUAACUAUCUGGGUAGCUCAUGGCUGGACGUUGUCAAGUGCAUUUCCCAGCUAGAAUUGGCACAGCUGAUCGGUACUGGAGUACGGCCUCAGCUGCUGGGUCCACCGUCGAAACCGCACUUCCCCUCGCCGCUAGCAAACUUUGGCAAUCUCACGCACUCGGGCAGCUCGCAUCAGAGCAAUCUCAAUCUGAGCUCGCUGGACCCGAGUGUGAAGGAAUCCAUCGGCGAAACCAGCUCGCAGAGCGUUGUCGUGGCUGUUGAUCGCAUCUUCACCGGUUCCACGAGACUAGAUGGUGAUGCGAUCGUGGAAUUCGUCAAGGCUCUCUGCCAGGUCUCCUUAGAGGAACUGGCACAUCCAACGCAACCCCGAAUGUUCUCUCUCACAAAAAUUGUCGAAAUCUCGUAUUACAAUAUGGGUCGCAUCAGGCUACAAUGGUCAAGGAUUUGGCAAGUCCUCGGCGACCAUUUCGAUAGGGUAGGAUGCAGUCCUCGACAGGAUAUUGCAUUCUUCGCGGUGGAUUCUCUGAGGCAGCUAGCUACCAAAUUUAUCGAGAAAGGCGAGUUCGCCAACUUUAGAUUCCAAAAAGACUUCCUCAGACCAUUCGAGCACAUCAUGAAGAAGAACAGAUCGCCGGUGAUCAGAGACAUGGUUGUGAGAUGCGUGGCGCAAAUCGUCCACUCGCAGGCGCCCAACAUUCGAUCCGGUUGGAAGAACAUUUUCAGUGUUUUCCACCAUGCAGCCAGUGAUCGCGACGAGUCUGUCGUCGAACUGGCCUUUUCCAUGACCGGCAAGAUUAUUAAUGAACUGUACGCAGAGGACUUCAGCAUCAUGGUGGAUUCUUUCCAGGACGCUGUCAAGUGUCUGAGCGAGUUUGCGUGCAACGCGUCUUUUCCAGACACCAGCAUGGAGGCGAUCCGGCUAAUACGUUCCUGCGCGUCCUACAUCGAUGCGAACCCCAAUCUCUUUGCGGAGGGUAUGAUGGACGACAGCGGCAUGGUCUCCGAAGAGGAUCGCGCCUGGGUGAGAGGAUGGUUCCCACUCUUGUUUGAGUUAUCUUGCGUGGUAAGCAGGUGUAAGCUAGACGUCAGGACACGCGCGUUAACGGUACUCUUCGACGUCGUCAAAACUCACGGGGCGUCCUUCAAACCCCACUGGUGGAAAGAUCUGUUCCAAGUGCUUUUCAGAAUCUUUGAUAACAUGAAACUACCUGAACAGCACACUGAGAAAGCAGAAUGGAUGACAACAACGUGCAAUCACGCGCUGUACGCUAUUGUGGACGUGUUCUCGCAGUUUUACGAUAUCCUGGGUCCUCUGUUGCUGGAACAGUUGUAUUCCCAGCUUCUCUGGUGCGUUCAGCAGGAUAACGAACAACUGGCCCGAUCAGGUACCAAUUGUUUGGAAAAUCUGGUGAUAAGCAACGGUAUCAAGUUUGACGAGCAGACCUGGGAAAAAACCUGCCAGUGCGUCUUGGAUAUCUUUGAGAGUACUCUUCCGUCCGCGCUGCUCACUUGGAAGCCGCAAUCGCCCAACAAGGAGUCCGACCUCGACGUGAUCACGGGCGAUUCCGACGGUCACCAUGUUGGCAUUUUAAAGAGGAGCAACAGCGCGCAGAGCCUAAACACGGAGGCCUUACCGAAGGCGAAACUUUUCUCCGCGCUGCAGAUUAAGUGUGUCGUCCAGCUGGAGUUAAUACAGACCAUUGACAAUAUCGUGUUCUAUCCGGCGACCUCGCGUAAAGAGGAUCAGGAGAAUCUGGCACUUGCGCAGGCCGACAUGCUGAACGGCAAGUCGUCGGAGCUUGUGAAAGCCGGCGCCGACCAGCAGAAGGAGGAGCAGGGUAUGUACUGCGCUCUGACAACCAACCAUCUUCUGCAGCUGGUGGAGUGCUUGCUACGGUCACACCGCUUCGCCAAGAGCUUCAACUCGGACCACGAGCAGCGCAACGUGCUGUGGAAGGCUGGCUUUCGCGGUAACGUGAAGCCGAAUCUGCUGAAGCAGGAGACGCAGUCGCUCGCCUGCGCGUUGCGCAUUCUCUUCAAGAUGUACAGCGACGAGGCGCAUCGCGCGGACUGGCCCAAAGUCGAAACAAGGUUGGUCGAGGUGGCAUGCGAAGCACUCGAGUACUUCCUCGCGAUCGCAAACGAGGCUCACCGUGAUGCUUGGACCCCGAUCCUCCUCCUGCUGCUGACACGGAUCCUCAAGAUGAGCGAUCACCGUUUCGCGGUCCACGCCUCUACCUGCUAUCCCUCGCUUUGUGAGGUCAUGUGCUUCGAUCUUAAGCCUGAGCUGAGAUCGGUGCUGCGCAGAUUCUUCCUCAGGAUCGGACCGGUCUUCAGAAUCACGCAGCAGUAGUGACGGGCCGCCUGCGGACACGAAGCCAAUCGGACUGAAUGGACUUGAAUCCUGCUUGCGAAAGGGAGAGAAAGGGAGACAAUACGUUGUUGAACGCCCAUCUCUACCGACGCCGUAGAAGUGUAAUUAAAUGUAAUUAAAACGCGAUUGAAUGUUACGGCUCGCGUUAAACUAUUCGUAUACGAUCCAACGAUUAAACGCAAUGGAUUUUCGUUGCACCGAGGUCCCUAACGUGGUCAUGUUAUUUUCACGUCGCACAUCGGAAGUUUUAUCGCAACUGUUUGCCUCGUCGUGUAGAAUCGCGUUUAAGCGCUGAAGAUGGCGCGCUAAACCGGAAUUCUACCCGGAAUUCUGACGUGCGGAUGCAUGAGCAGCGUGUUAACUGCAUCUUGCAAUUACUUGAUUACAGAAUGAGAUCUGUUAAUUAUAGUAACUCUAAUUUAUAACGCAAUUAAUCGAUCAAUGUAUUUUAUUAGUAGGAUAUUGAUACGAAUAAUGUUAAUAUUCACGUUCAGUACGUCUAGCGUCUUAAAAAUGUGACGAGAAUGAACACUAUUUUGCACGCGUUUGCAUAACAUUUAUCACGGCAAUCCUUGGAUCGCAUAUGAACUGUUUACCUCCACUGUGUACACAUGAGUUUAUGUAAUAUAAUGGGGUACAUAUAUAUAUAUAUAUAUAUAAAAGUUAUUAACUAUAAUAUAUAUAUAUAUACAUAUAUAUAUAUAUAUAUAUAUAUAUAUAUAUAUAUAUGUACAAGGUGAUACGGGAAAUCUUGA
This is a messenger RNA of Ooceraea biroi (clonal raider ant), 6307 nucleotides long. It is a transcript of the gene Sec71, whose product is annotated as ADP ribosylation factor guanine nucleotide exchange factor Sec71. NCBI's taxonomy places the organism in Eukaryota, Metazoa, Arthropoda, Insecta, Hymenoptera, Formicidae. Gene Ontology annotation, biological process: regulation of ARF protein signal transduction. Gene Ontology annotation, molecular function: guanyl-nucleotide exchange factor activity. The record is from RefSeq and is a predicted model, not a curated record.